GACGAAAGGACCAAAGGAAUACAGAAACAGCUCCCUUCAACAUCAAGUAAGCUGAUAUAGGAUGAAGUCGUUGGUGUUGUUGGCCUUAUUCGCCCUGACGGCUGUUUAUUCGGCCUCCGUGUUGUCCAGGAUUCCCGCCAAAGCCACCAGUGAGUUGUUGAUCUGCGCUUUCAACAUCAAAACCUUUGGAAAAGCCAAAAUGGCUGACGCAGAGCUGGCAGAAUACAUUAAACAGAUUGUUCUGCGCUAUGACCUCAUACUGAUUCAAGAGAUUCGUGACGUCAGCGGAGAGUCAAUUCAACAGCUGUGGCAGAUGGUCAAUGCCUCUAGGCCCUAUGGAAUGACCAUCAGUGAACGACUAGGACGGUCUUCUUAUAAAGAGCAAUAUGCCUAUUUCUACAGACUGUCUAGCCUUCAGUUAGUGGGAACCUACCAGUACGAUGAUGGACCAGAUGACUACACGGACAUUUUUGAGAGGGAACCGUAUAGUGCUCUCUUUCUACCUGUCGGAAGAUCAGCAGGUGACGCGUUUGCAGUGACUGGUAUUCAUGCUAAACCUGCAGAUGCCGUUUCUGAAAUUGGUCACCUGGAGACUGUGUACUACGACGUCUAUAAUCACUGGAGGACACCGAAUAUAAUGGUGAUGGGGGAUUUCAAUGCUGACUGUUCCUAUGCCUCUGAGGAGGAACUCUCCAGUAAGGCGUUCUACACAGACCCCCUGUUCCAGUGGCUGAUUGAUUGGGACGUCGACACCACAACCUCUACUACAGAUUGUGCCUAUGACAGAAUCGUAGUAUCAGGUAGCAGAAUGGUGACUUCUGUAAUUCCGGCCACAGCGGAAGUCUAUCGCUUUGAUCAGGCAUUCAGUCUCAGCUAUGACCGUGCCUACGAUCUCAGUGACCACUAUCCCGUGGAAGUUAGACUGAGUUGGUAAAUGUAAAAGUUCUCAAUCAAUAAAUUCAAUAGAUAUAA
Messenger RNA from Saccostrea echinata, 972 nucleotides. RefSeq names its product deoxyribonuclease-1-like. Gene Ontology annotation, biological process: DNA catabolic process. Gene Ontology annotation, cellular component: nucleus. Gene Ontology annotation, molecular function: DNA nuclease activity. NCBI's taxonomy places the organism in Eukaryota, Metazoa, Mollusca, Bivalvia, Ostreida, Ostreidae. The record is from RefSeq and is a predicted model, not a curated record. Bases 62 to 934 code for a protein of 290 amino acids. The transcript is spliced from 9 exons.